Sitophilus oryzae (rice weevil) is the source of this 1900-nucleotide messenger RNA. It is a transcript of the gene atms, whose product is annotated as RNA polymerase II-associated factor 1 homolog. Lineage: Eukaryota; Metazoa; Arthropoda; Insecta; Coleoptera; Curculionidae. Bases 134 to 1801 code for a protein of 555 amino acids. Gene Ontology annotation, cellular component: Cdc73/Paf1 complex. The transcript is spliced from 5 exons. The record is from RefSeq and is a predicted model, not a curated record. Gene Ontology annotation, biological process: transcription elongation by RNA polymerase II. Gene Ontology annotation, molecular function: chromatin binding; RNA polymerase II complex binding.
UCGCAAAUAGCAUGCGAAGGCCGUCGAUCAACUGUCAAUCAAAAAGUCAAUGGUAGCCAAUAUUAGCAGAGCGUUCAUUAUUUUAGUUUAUAUUAAUAUUUUAAGGUGUUUUAUGUUAAGUUAAUUUGGGGCCAUGCCUCCUACAAUACAGAACGGGUCAAAUCCCGUUGAAAAACGCCCUGAAAGGCCGACGAAACCUGUUGAAAAAAGGUCGGAUUUAAUAUGCAAAGUAAAGUACUGUAACACUCUUCCGGAUAUACCCUUUGAUCUAAAGUUUAUUUCCUACCCUUUUGAGUCGUCCAGGUUUAUUCAGUACAAUCCUACAUCUUUAGAAAGAAACUACCGCUAUGAAGUGUUAACAGAACAUGAUCUAGGCGUUAGUAUCGACUUAAUCAAUAAAGAUAUAUAUGCCGUCGAUCACGGGGCUACUUUAGACCCGGCAGAUGAGAAAUUACUGGAAGAAGACAUCCUGACGCCACAGGAUUCGAAAAGAUCCCGGCACCAUGCAAAAUCUGUGUCCUGGUUGCGUAGAACUGAAUAUAUUUCGACGGAACAGACCAGGUUCCAGCCUCAAACUAUGGACAAAGUCGAGGCAAAGGUUGGAUUUAGUAUUAAGAAGUCAUUUAAUAGUGAAACACUUUAUAUGGACCGUGAUUCUCAAAUCGAAGCUAUCGAGAAAACAUUUUCCGAUACAAAGGUGCCUAUUGAAAAGCAUUAUAGUAAGCCAAAUGUUACGCCUGUUGAAGUUUUGCCUCUGUAUCCUGACUUUAACUUGUGGAAAUAUCCUUGUGCUCAGGUCAUAUUUGAUUCUGAUCCUGCUCCAGUAGGAAAGCAGGUUCCAGCUCAGAUUGAAGAAAUGUCACAAGCAAUGAUUCGAGGUGUGAUGGAUGAAAGCGGUGAACAAUUCGUUGCAUACUUCUUACCAACUGAGGAAACAUUGACUAAACGUAGAGAAGACUUUGCUAAUAAUGUAACGUAUCGGGAUGAUGAAGAAUACGAAUAUAAAAUGGCUAGAGAAUACAACUGGAAUGUCAAAAGCAAAGCUAGUAAAGGCUAUGAAGAGAAUUAUUUCUUUGUGGUGAGACAAGAUGGUAUCUAUUACAAUGAGUUAGAGACUCGAGUAAGACUGAGUAAGAGAAGGCAAAAGGUUGGUCAAGGUCCCAGUAACACCAGGCUGGUUGUUAAACAUAGACCGAUGAAUGAAAUGGAAUUCAAGAUGAAGCGGUACAGAGAAAAGCAGUUAGAACCGCCAGGUGAAGAUGACGAAGAAAUGGAAUUGGAAGAGCAACAAGAUGAACAAGAACAGCAACAAGGCGACGACAGUCAUGCAGAGUCCGAUCAAGAGCAGGAAGAGACAAAAGAUAGUGGAAAUGAGAGCAACGAAGAGCAAAAUGACAAAGAAAAUGGCGUCAGAGAAUCGAGAGCCUCCUCGAGAUCCUCGAGUAAAUCAAAAUCGGCAUCUAGAUCCAGAUCGCGAUCAGCCAGUGGAUCGAGAUCACGCUCAAGAUCAAAAUCCAAGUCCAGAUCAAGAUCCAAAUCAAGAUCAAGGUCCAAAUCAGCUUCCAAGUCACCCUCUAGAUCAAGGUCUGGAUCUCGCUCCUCCAAAUCCCCUUCAAGAUCAAGAUCUGCGUCCAAAUCCCGUUCAAGAUCAAGAUCCAGAUCUAAGAGUAAAUCUAAGAGCAGGUCGCCCUCUGGGUCAAAGUCUAGGUCUGUCUCAAGGUCCAGGUCCCGAUCUAGGUCUAAAUCUGGCUCUAGAUCCAGGUCUGGGUCAGAAUCGCGUUCAGGAUCAGAAAGUGAAUAAAGUAUUGAAACUGUAUCUUUUUUUGAAUUUGUCUAUAUUAUUUUGUAUUGUAUUUUCUAUUAGAUUGUAGCAUGACACAAUAAAGCGUAUAAGCUCAUA